AUGUCUUUCGCUGGACCACGAAAGCUUUUACCAGACGAUUUCGAACAUGUUAAGAGACUAAGUCUUUCUGAACUACGCAUGAUUGAUGUUCUUAAGGAAAAAUCAACAAAUAACGAAUUUAUUGCAAUUACACAUACAAAAUUUGGUAUAAAAGAUAGUAGGAAGAAAUCAUUUUUUGAGAGAGUAAAUGCAAUGGCUUGCUUACAUCAUCCAGCUGUUUGUACUCUUUACGGAUAUUUCUUACCAGAUAACGCUGAAAAGAAAUGCCCGACUUUACUGUUUAAAAAUGCAAAGAGAGGAUGCUUGGGUUACUACAUUGACAAAUCUCGCUUGAGAUCAACAAAAUCUUAUCUAGAGCCACCAAAAAUCCUAAAAAUAUUGCUUGGAGUAGCUUCAGCAUUAAAGUAUUUACAUAGUCAAGGAUUUGUCUGUGGUGAUUUACAGCCUACUUCAAUUUUUCUGAAUGAAAAUUAUGAACCAUUGUUGUAUCCAAUUUUAUCCACACAUAAUGCCUACAGAAAAUUAAAUGUCGCAACGUUCGAUAUGGCAACAGAUUUAAUUUCCCCGCCGGAAUUACUUUCAGGAAAUUUCAAAAAAAUUACCCCCGAAAGUGAUAUUUAUGCAUUUGGAAUACUCACUUUUCGAUUCAUUUGCAAGAAAAUCGUAUUUAACCAGGUGGAUGUUUCUCUUUCGUUUUCACAAAAUAUAAUUCAAGGAAAAAGGUUUAUGAUUCCCCAAUUUAGCUACACCUUUUUGAGAGAAAUCGUAGAAAACUGUUGGGUGCAAGAUCCAAACAAAAGACCAUCAAUGGCUGACGUUUACAAAAAAUUAAAACAAGAUUGUCCAAUUUUUUUGCCAGAACAUAUAACAGAGCCAUACUUAAAGUACGUGGAAUCACUUGAUGCAAGUGUAAUCCAAAAUCAAAGCGAUAAUUCUUUUGAUUCCCAAAAUUCAGACAAAAAUUCAAUAUUUUUGACAGGAUACUCUUCUGAUGUGUUUGAUAUCAAUCAGUUGAAAGAAUCUGCACCAUAUAAAUACAUUAAAAAUCAUCCAGAAUUAUCUCAAAAUAAAAUCUUGAAAUUUAAGUUCAUUUUGAAACUCCAGAACCACAUAAUAGAAACGAAUCCAACAAACUUCGAAGAUAAUAUCAAAUGGAUAUCAAGAAAUGUUGAUUUUGAUUCUCCAAAAGGAAUUGACAUAUUUAUCAGAACUUUAUGCUUGGCAGCACUUGUUAGAUGGAGAGAUAUCACAACGUAUGCAAAUAUGUUCAAAAAAAUUCUAACUGUAAUAGGAAAUUCUAAUAUUACUUUGAAAGAAUCAUUUAUUGACAAAAUACUUAAGGAAAUGACUUUCUAUGAGCCAUUUCCUAAAAUGAACGCUGUUUUGGCCUUACUACGCGUUCUGACAGAAACAAGAUGUUAUUUACCACAAAAUAUCGUAGAAAUCAUCAAAAAAUUCUACGAAACAGGCGCGAAGAUCAAAAAAAAUGCCUGUCUUCUGUUUGCUUACUUCGCAGAUUUCGUUUUUAAAUUUGAUCAAAAAUUUUAUUCAGAAAUCUGCCAAGAAUACGAAAAAUACCAACACGAUCCAUUCUUUCCACUUCCAUACCGCGUAUUCUACCAAGAACUCAAAGAAUCCUACGAAAAAGAUUGGAGUAUUUAUUUGAAUCACCUUCACAACGUCAAAGGCUCUCAUGGACUAAUUACAGAACUCAUCAACGAUGAUAUUGUUUCAUUCCGAGACAACAGGAAGAUUGACGAUAACUUUAUCCACUGUAAAAUUCCGGCCAAUUUAUUUGAGCCAUGUCAUAUUUUGUCAAACCGACCAAACAUCACAAUGUUCUGUGCCGCGUAUUCAUCUAUCAAGAUUUUCUCAAGAAUGAUGCAAUUCGCGAACUUUUUCGUUGUCAAAGACGAUAAAGGUAAAAGAACAAGUUACUUUACCGGUGUAGGAGGCAGUGAAAGCAUUUACAACUUAGUUUCACCGAAUUUCACUGUUUCUAAUGAUAUUUUGAUCGGAGCUUUGUGUUUCCACCAGCACAAAAUUGCCAUCAAACAAUUGAACAGAGACAAAUGCGAUCCAAACGCUCCUGAUGUAGAUGGAAAGUACGGAAUUGUAUCUGCAUCGGCUUAUAACAAUGUGUUUGGAGUGUUGCAACUAUUGAUGAAAAACGUCAACCCUUUGAUCCAUGAAUCUUUCGAAAAAACAGCUUUACACUCUGCUUGUGAAAACGGUUGUUUGGAGGUUUUGGCGGUUUUAAUUGUUUUGUGUCCACUUCUUGUUAAUACGAAGAACACAUUUGGCCAGACACCUCUGCAUAUCGCAAUUGAACAUGGAAGAAAUGAUUGCGCAAAGAAACUCAUCAGAUCACAAAAUAUUGAUUUGAAUUCAAAAGAUGAUGAUGGUUUUUCUCCACUUUUUUACGCAAUCAAUCAAAAAAACAUCGAAACAGUUGAUUUACUGUUAAAUGAUGAAAGGUGUGACAUCAAUCUACAAUCUAAUAAAGGAUACACGGCUCUCCAUUGGUCUGCAAAACAUGGAAAUGAUGAAAUCACAAUUAAACUGCUUUCUAGAAAAGAUAUUAAUACAGAAAUCGCUGACAACAAAGGAAGGAAAGGAAUUGAAAUGAUUUCUUCAAAUCUAAAGGAAAGAUUUAUUAAUGGAGAGUUCCAGAAGAAAGAAGAAAAUACCAUGAAUAAUGGUCCUUGCAGAAUAUAA
Messenger RNA from Trichomonas vaginalis G3, 2718 nucleotides. Its product is annotated as protein ubiquitination. The record is from RefSeq and is a predicted model, not a curated record. Gene Ontology annotation, molecular function: ATP binding; protein binding; protein kinase activity. Gene Ontology annotation, biological process: protein phosphorylation. The transcript has a single exon. Bases 1 to 2718 code for a protein of 905 amino acids. Lineage: Eukaryota; Parabasalia; Trichomonadida; Trichomonadidae.